Messenger RNA from Engraulis encrasicolus (European anchovy), 2070 nucleotides. RefSeq names its product FA complementation group G (gene fancg). The transcript has 14 exons. Gene Ontology annotation, biological process: interstrand cross-link repair. Gene Ontology annotation, cellular component: Fanconi anaemia nuclear complex. The coding region runs from base 151 to 2001 and encodes 616 amino acids. Gene Ontology annotation, molecular function: protein binding. The record is from RefSeq and is a predicted model, not a curated record. Lineage: Eukaryota; Metazoa; Chordata; Actinopteri; Clupeiformes; Engraulidae.
AAGUGGGAAACUUGAAAUGUUUUGCUUGAACAACACAGUCCAUCAUCCUGCUAUGAUUCCAGUGUUCUGAAAUAUCAUAUUUCUUCUAUUUGGAGAACAUGCGAGAUAUGAAAAUGCCUUAAUGCGUCUGCAGUGGUUGUCUUUGAAGUCAUGGACGCUUCUCUUCUAAACAAAUGGACGCAGGAAAACAACAUCUUAAUGAAAGAAUGGAAGCGGAAAAACAGUCAUGUCGGUGGGAAAGAGAGUGUCAAAGGAAAAUGCCAUAAGGGAAUGCUCAAAUUACUUCAGACAAUUCAAGGCAUUCCAGCUGUUUCAGAGCUAGUUGAACUGGAACUAACCGCUGCAUACAACACCCUUGUGUUGUCUUUCAACUUUUCCACCUUGAUCGAUGUUCAACAGAUUCUUUCCAGUACCCUUCACAGAGCUCUUGAAGCUGUUGGCUGCCAGGAAUCUAGCCGGGAUCCUGCUGCUUUAUGGCGGAUAACGUUACAAUGCUUCAGAAACACAACUCCCCUGCUCUGCCUGCACGGCUUGCUGUGCGUACAGUGGGCUUUGUGGCUGGCCUCUUGCCAAAUGGACAGUAUUCACCAUCUGCUGAAGGAUGCUACGCAGGGUGUGAAAGAAGCUCCAAGUCCAUCACAGAAUCUCCAUGAAGCCAUUAAAAAGCUCCGACUGGCAGACAACAACAACUCCAACUUACUCACUGCCAUGACCGUCAGAGAAUUCCUUGACCUGCUGCAUAUCUGCACUGCCAUUGCUGAGGGUCUGGAACACAUGAGGCUUGAAGACUCCUCUACUGCGCUGGUGUCUAUGCUGGGGGCCACAUCCUUACCUGCUCCCAGGGCUCUCCUGGCCAGGGUCCAUACGCUUACUGGAGUCACCUACGCCAAGCUGGGGCAACCUCAAAGCGCCCUGCAGUCGUACAGGAAGGCUCUGGAGGUGGAUUUCGGCUGCCGCACUGCUCUCUACCAGAGCGCCUUGGUGUAUAGAAAGCUGAAGACCACCCAGGCAGAAAUGGAGGCCCUUCGCCUGCUCCACGCAGCCCUCAUUCAGAGCUCAGAAGAAAAGACUGUCGACGUUGGGGCGACGCCUAUCUCCCCAGAUGUGUUACUUCGUAGCCAAUACAUGGAUGCCAUCCUGGCGGUUCCCUCUGCCCAGCUAGUCUUACACUCCUUGGCACAUACAUGCGUUCUGCAUGACAGAGUUUCAGAGGCGGUUGAACUGUAUUUAGAUCUGAUGUCCUCGCUGCAGUCGGAGAUUGCACAGCCUGUGUUUACAGAAGGUGAUGUGUCCCUUCCCAGAAUUCCUGUGGUGUACCUAGAGGCUGCGUUCACCUUACUGAAAGCCAAGAGGGCGUGGGAUGCAAUCGCUGUCUGUGAAGAGGUCAUCUCGAAAACGGCUAACCUCAUUCCUGAAAAACAAAACGCAUUCGAUUUGUCAGAGGAGCAGAUCAUCUUCUCCAUGGAGGGGCCUUCUAAGUCAGUGAAGCGUGAGAGACUUGAGUAUGUGCUGUGGGGAUCAGCAGCCCACUACCUGCUGGGCCUGGCCUACAGCAACAUGAAAGACACCAAGGAAGCAGUGACCAACUUCACAAGGUCCCUAAAUUGUCUGGCAAAGGUAUCCAUCAAAAAUGCAGGUCCAUGUGCUGAAGAGCAGGGGGACGGUGCGGUGAAGGUGAAGGUUUUGGCUAGACUGCGGGGCCUGGCCCUGGCAGGCCGGGGUCUCAGCUUCAUGGAGAGGGGCCAGUUCAAAGAGGCACUGCGGGACCUGAAGCUUAGUCUCCACUCUGUAACAGACACACAGAUAAUUAAUUUGGGGCUAGUGGAGGUGUUCCGGAGGCUGGGGCGACAGGACGAGGCCCUUGUGUGUUGGAGAGAGUUACAACGUCCGUCUGAGGCAGUCUCCUCUGGACACCUGCCUCUGUAUCUUCAGACAUUCCCUCAUGUCAGUGUAUCAUUCGACACCAGUGACCUGGAUAAGGUUAUGAGAGAUGCUUUUUAAAACAGGACUGUCCAUGUAAUACUAAUGGUGGUAAUUAAAAUUGAUAAUCCGAGAGGAAUCAUAUUUUAA